AUGCGGCUAAAACUAGGGAAACCGGGCGAAUGCACCUCUGCUGGCAGAGUCACGGCCCAGCUGCUCUUAUCGUUCCUCGCGGUAUCGCCAACCUUGGCAUCCGUUGGGGAAGCUUCCCACAACGAACAAGCAGUCCUCCCGCCUGGGCCGCUGCUUCCACCCAGCACUCCACAGCCCGUCCAAGACGAUCAUCUCUUUACAUUACGACACAUUUUCCAUCACGGCACGUAUCGCCACCCUCAGCUACACCGACGGAAGGAUGUCCACCACGCCGGAGACGCUGACAGCCAAGUCUGGUUGGCGGCGGAGGAUGGUUACGAGAAGGAGAAGGUCAUGCCUUUGAAGGCUCGAAGCUCGCCUAUGAAGAUCGAACGACUUGUCGACCGCCGACCCUCCGUUGUAGACCCCAUGGUCACCGAAGCUCGACAGCGCGGCUACGUAAACAUCAUGUCGCCAUCGAUGUGGACGCUCGACGAAGUCCCCGGACCGGACGUUACAAACAAGGCAACCGUUCUGAGUCUUGCACUCAUGGCUGCAAACGCAUACGUCGAAGAGGAGGGACAGGCGGACUGGGAAGAGGUCGGUGGUCCGUACAACAGGAGCGCGGACUUUGGAUGGGAAACCGACGGUUUGCGCGGACACAUCUGGGCAGAUGCGACGAACUCGACCGUUGUUAUCGGACUGAAGGGCACGUCCCCGGCCGUAUUCGACGGAGAUGGCACCACCACCAACGACAAGGUCAACGACAAUCUCUUCUUCAGCUGUUGCUGUGCUCAGCAGGGCCAGUGGACCUGGCAUCAAGUUUGCGACUGCGCCACGUCCACCUAUUCAUGCAACAACACUUGCGUCGUUCAAGCGCUCCGGGAUGAGCACCGAUACUACACUGCGGCCAAGGAGCUAUAUUCCAACGUUACCGAAAUAUUCCCUGACGCGAAUAUCUGGCUCUCUGGACACUCUCUUGGUGGUGCGGUUAGCUCCCUCCUUGGACUCACUUACGGCGUCCCUGUUGUCACUUUCGAAGCCGUACCGGAGGCGAUGGCUGCCGGAAGGCUCGGUUUGCCUGUGCCCCCAGGAGCAGAGCAGAUGGUCCACCAGGCCCGCGAGAAUACCGGUGCUUUCCACUUCGGCCACACUGCGGAUCCGAUCUACAUCGGCACAUGCAAUGGGGCUACAGCAACCUGUUCCUUUGCUGGAUACGCGAUGGAAUCCCAGUGUCACUCUGGUGUUGAGUGUGUUUACGACGUCGUUGCGGAUAAGGGCUGGCGAGUCGGCAUUGGAACGCAUAAGAUUCGGUCGGUGAUCCACGACGUGAUCAUGAAGUACGACGACGUCCCAGUGUGCAAGGCCACCCCUGAGUGCCGCGACUGCGUCAACUGGAAGAUGUACGAGAGCAAUGGCACAGAGACUACCACCACUUCGAGGUCUACGACUACAACGAUGACGCGCACUCGCACAGCCACUUGCCAGACGCCCGGUUGGUGGGGUUGUUUGGACGAGACGACCACCACCCCUGGUCCCACUACUUCGACUUCAACGUCCACGACGUCAACUUGUAAGACGCCUGGAUGGUUUGGAUGCAAUGAUAAGACGACAACGACUACUACGACCACGACUUCGACCACGACUACCACAACCUCUACGACUACUUGUAUGACACCCGGAAAGUUCUGGGGAUGUAGGGACGCCACGUCUACCACCACGGCCUCUGUUCCUGCCGCGACCACCGCCCACCCCAUCACUUCAGCACCUGCGGCGCCGAGUGCAACUCCCACUGCGGAUCCAACGAAGGCGCCCGGAGAGCCCGAGUGCCGGAAGAGGUACUGGUUUGGAUGGUGUAAGAAGUGGGAUCGUCAGUCAGACGGCUUGAGCGAGGAGAUUUGA
Messenger RNA from Colletotrichum karsti, 1881 nucleotides. RefSeq lists its product as uncharacterized. The transcript has a single exon. Gene Ontology annotation, molecular function: glycerophospholipase activity. Lineage: Eukaryota; Fungi; Ascomycota; Sordariomycetes; Glomerellales; Glomerellaceae. Gene Ontology annotation, biological process: piecemeal microautophagy of the nucleus; multivesicular body membrane disassembly; macroautophagy. The record is from RefSeq and is a predicted model, not a curated record. The coding region runs from base 1 to 1881 and encodes 626 amino acids.